AUGUCCGUCCUACCUUAUGCUACGCUUCAACCCACUUACUCUGCCGUGUUCGAUGACAUCGCAUCGGCUUUGAUUGCAACCGACAAGGUAUGGCUAUCACUCUACGCUUUUAAUGCGCCUUCGAGCAGCAUACAUGCGACCGUCUGGCUGGAACCUUGCAAACCUGCUUCCGCCGAACAUGCCAAUACGGAAGAGGGCACUGAACGGGCUGGGGGAGUGAGAAUAGCAAAGGUGGACGGCAAGGUGACGGUCAGGAGGGUCAAGGGCAGCUCGGUGAGUGGCGCUUGGCACCGCGCGCUCUAGACACUGACGCAUUGGGCUGGCUGACCUGCUCUCCUAUUGCCUUGAUUUUCUUUGAAAGACGGACCUGCUCGUCUCAACCACUUCAUCAGAGUUGAAUUCGAGCACAUCGGCAAGGACAGCUCAGUCUCAAGUCUUAUACGCACCCACCCUGCUGCGAGCUCCACGAAAGGACUUUGGGUCUAUCAUAAGAGGCCACGAAGGAGCUACAGCUCUAGAUGUAGCGUCCUCGACUGCUGUUCCUGGCUUGGAGCGAUACGUAGUAGGAGGGGCCGAUGGAGCGCUGAGAAUAGGCGUGCUUGAUGUACCCAAGGAAGACGAGACCAUCGACGAAUCGCUGAAAGGAGCCGAUGAGCAAGAUGAGAUCGAAAAGUUGGCGCAAAGGAGGAUAAGGGAAAGGGCGAGGCAGUUACAAAGAGAGCAAGUGAUCCCAUGCAAAGGACAUGUGGGAGACAUCAGGUCCGCCCAAUUCUUUCCCAGCGGUGACGGUGAGUAGCAGAUGAGGCGUUUCGAAGUCAAGCGGCCUUUCGCUGUGUCUUGCUUGUAGAGACAACUGACGCGAGGAAAGUUUUGCAUCUGCAGUGAUCCUCAGCACUUCUUCAGAUCACACCGCCAGGAUAUGGGAUGCAAAGGAUGGUACAUGCGUCAGAGUGCUGAAGGGUCAUUCCAGAGCUGUGCUUUGUGCAGCGCCGAUCGGACGAGGCAGACAAGUCGUCACAGGAGGAGGAGACGGCACGCUGCGGAUAUACGACGUCGGCGAAGACAAACAGAUAGGCGUGAUCGGUUCCGACAGGUACAGCAGCGUCAACGCAGUAGGUCUGCGUCCGGAAAGCGUCUUUCCUACUUCCGAUCAACCCGCAGAGUCCAUGGAUGUACCCACCUUGGCGGCUGGCCUAGCCUCGGGCAGAGUCCAGCUCUUUGACCUCAAAAGCAAAAGCUCGAUAGGCCUGAUAGAUACGCACUCUUUUCCGCUCGGCUCCCCUCCCGCAGCAACUGACACGUGGGCCCAGUUGUCCAAGGGUGGCGGGAUCACUGCUUUGGCAUGGAUCGACCAACACACGCUCAUCGCUGGUACUACCGAAGGAGUCUGUUCGCUGCACGACGUCCGCAAGCUGGGCACCGGGUCUACAGAAAUCGACGGCACGACUUUAGAUGCAUCAGUCAGCAUAGAAGGACUAGAGGCGAACGCAGGACCGCCUUGCCUGAUAAGCACUUGGCGAAGGAAUGGAGCUGCGAUUACGGAUAUACAGGUCAACACUUCAAAAGCCUCGCUCGGACAAGUCGACGUGCUCGUGGCUACUUCUGACGGACUUCCUUAUCGAGCCGACAUCUCCAAGCUUUUGUUAGGAGCAGCAGAGUCCAAAGCGACUGCGCCCAGAGUCACAGUGGAAUACACGGGCUGGGAGGCUGAGAAUGUCGGUACGAUUCGUCUGGAUGGGAAGGGCAGAGUGCUCUGCGCCGGCGCAGAAGGGAUGCUCAAAAGGUAUUGA
This is a messenger RNA of Ceraceosorus bombacis, 1790 nucleotides long. Lineage: Eukaryota; Fungi; Basidiomycota; Exobasidiomycetes; Ceraceosorales; Ceraceosoraceae. The record is from the annotation of a GenBank genome assembly.